Messenger RNA from Marasmius oreades (fairy-ring Marasmius), 717 nucleotides. RefSeq lists its product as uncharacterized. The coding region runs from base 1 to 717 and encodes 238 amino acids. The record is from RefSeq and is a predicted model, not a curated record. Lineage: Eukaryota; Fungi; Basidiomycota; Agaricomycetes; Agaricales; Marasmiaceae. The transcript has 4 exons. Gene Ontology annotation, molecular function: acyltransferase activity, transferring groups other than amino-acyl groups.
AUGUCUGCUUACGGUGCGAUUAAGCGAUCCGGGAGCCAACAUGACGUCCUUCCAUCGACGAUCUGGUCCGAUAAAAAUCGUAUCGAAGUCACCAUCCACCACUUAACGCUCGCAACAGUUCGACUUCUACCCGGUCUGAUCGAGUAUCUAGGUGCUGUGUUCGCCAAAGAAGUCGAGGACGGUAGGACAUACCCACAAGAAGGCCCCGUUGACCUAGAAUCGUUUCAGACCUAUUUCUUUGCUGCCGAUGUACUUUUGGCGAUCAAGCAGGAUCACGAAAGAUCGAUAGAAAUGCCCUACUCCGACGGGGCUGAAAUAGCCAUAGGAAUCGAACAAGCGAGGCAGCAGAGGCGGUGGGACGAAUGUGUCGCUGGGUUUUACUACAUCAAGCCGAAUUAUCCUGGGCGAUCAUCUCAUAUAUGCAACGGUGGUUUCGUUGUGCCGCUCAGCCAUCGAGGCUCAGGUUUUGGCACCCUCCUAGCAAAGUCCUACCUUUAUUACGCCCCUAAGCUUGGGUACCGAGCCAGUGUCUUCAACCUGGUGUACGUCAACAACGUGGCUUCAGUCAAGCUCUGGGAGGGGCUGGGAUUCACGAAAGCGGGCCGUAUACCACAUGCUGGUCGUUUAAAAACGCCUGAUGGUGAAGGGGAGGAGUACAUGGACGCUUGGGUCAUUUACAAGAGUUUUGUGGAUGAUGAGGUGUCUCGCGGAGAUUAA